AUGCUGGAGCCCAAGCUUCAAAACUGGAAGAAUGACAAGGAUUUGGAUCAGGGUCCUAGCAGUGAGCAACAGGGAAGGAAUGGAUUCAAUGAGUAUUUCAAAGGAUGGCUCAGGAGACCCGGAGAACCCAGGAGUUUCCAUGCCGUGCUGCCCCCCAAGCUCUGGAUCCACCUGGCCGUGGUGGCCUGUGGCAACCGGCUGGAGGAGACGCUGGUCAUGCUGAAGUCAGCCGUGCUCUUCAGCCACAGGAAGAUGCACUUCCACAUUUUCACAGAAGAAUCUCUGAAGCCCGAGUUUGAUAAGCAGUUACAGCAGUGGCCUGACUCGUAUACGGAGAAGUUUGUGCACAGAAUCUACCCCAUCACAUUUUCCGUGGGAAACCCCCAGGAGUGGAGGAAGCUGUUCAAACCCUGUGCUGCCCAGAGACUCUUCCUCCCGGUGAUUUUAAAGGAUGUGGACUCGCUCCUCUACGUGGACACUGACGUUCUCUUUCUGAGACCCGUCGACGACAUCUGGAAGCUCCUGCGGCAGUUUAACUCCACCCAGCUUGCAGCCAUGGCCCCUGAGCAUGAAAUACCCCAGACCGGCUGGUACAGCCGCUUUGCUCAGCACCCUUUUUAUGGCUCCGCGGGAGUUAAUUCGGGAGUCAUGCUAAUGAAUUUAACUCGUAUAAGAAGUGCCCAGUUCAAGAACAGCAUGAUUCCAACAGGGUUGGCUUGGGAGGACAUGCUGUACCCUCUAUACCAGAAGUACAAGAAUGCCAUCACGUGGGGAGACCAGGAUUUAUUAAAUAUUAUUUUUUACUUCAAUCCAGAGCGUCUCUAUGUGUUCCCCUGCCAUUGGAACUACCGUCCUGACCACUGCAUGUAUGGCAGCAACUGCAAAAGGGCGGAGCUCGAAGGGGUGUCUGUUCUGCAUGGGAACCGAGGCGUCUACCAUGAUGAUAAGCAGCCGACUUUCAAAGCCCUAUACGAAGCCAUACGGGAUUUUCCCUUUCAAGACAAUCUCUUUCAAUCCAUGUAUUACCCUCUUCAGUUGAAGUUUUUGGAAACUGUACACACUUUAUGUGGACGAAUCCCACAAGUGUUUCUGAAGCAAAUUGAGAAAACAAUGAAAAGGGCUUAUGAGAAGCAUGUCAUCAUGCAUGUUGGCCCCAACCAGAUGCGCUGAGUGUUUCAUCUUGUUGCAGUUAAUUAGGUAUCUCACCGAUGAGGAAGAGUCGUCUCUAAGCUGCCUGGGCCAUAUCUGUGUGAAUAUCUAAUGGUGCUCCCUGACAAUUGACUUUUAAAAGCUUUGUAAAAUGUUGCUAAAUUAGUUGCCCUAUAAAGAAAGUAGGCUUUUUUUUUUUUUUUUUUUGUAAAAUGCUAUUUAUCUCUCUUGUUAUUUUUUAAAAUAUGUUAUUACUCAUUUAACAUUGUUUAGGUUGAGCUAGCUGUGAAAAAGGAACUUUUGUUAGACUUUCAAUUCCUAUAUAUAUAUAAUUAUAUAUAGUUUUAUUGAUUUUGGAGAGAGGGAAAGACUGGAACUUCAAUAAUGAGAGUCAUUGAUUGGCUGCCACCUGCACAUCCUCUACUGGGGAUGGAGCCAUAACCUGGGCAUGUGCCCUAAUUGGGAAUCAAACCAGUGACCUCUUGGUUCAUGGGUCGACGCUCAACCAGUGAGCCUCCCCAGCUGGGCUGAGGUGAUAUAUUUAUCCUGGAUUCCUGCAACUGUUUCUAUGCAAUUGGCUCUUCUACAGCUUUGUAAUCGAAGUAAUACAUGCUUGUUGUAAAACAAAUUUUAAAAACUUGUAGAUAAUAUAGUUCAGUGAACCAAAAUCAAGAUUGGAUUAGCCAUAAUCCUACCAGUCAGUGAAAAAGAUUGCUAUUUUAAUGUAUUCCUUCCAACUUUUUCACCACAAUUUCUAUCUUUACUUGCUGGUUAUCUUUCCCAUUGUAUCACAUAUCUAAAACAGGUAGUCUGAGUAAAAGCUGGCCUGUAUAUUGAGCAUUUUAUGUAAGAAACUAAAAGUUGACAAAAUGAUUAUGUUUACAGAGCUAUAUUUAAAAUACAUCUGGGAGAAGCAUUUAGAUUUCAGCUAUCUGGGCAGUGUUAAAGAAUGAACCAUAUCUAGGGUUGCUUUUCUAAGAAAACUUACUUAAAUUGUGGAAGACUGAAUCAUAAGAAGUGCCUAUGCAACCACAGCUUUUGAGAGAAAAUUGACUAAUUGUGUUAAACCUGAGGAGUUUGUUUAGCAAAGAGUUAGAAUUUUGUGUUUUCCCACAGACAAGAACAUUUGAUCUGUUACAUCAUUAGUAGGUGUGGCCUCCUCUUUUCUUUAAAUUUUUGGGCAACUUUGAAUUUAAUCUGCACAACAUAAAUAAUGCAGCUGAUUCAUUGGUAAGGAAAUUUAACUUUCUACCAGCCUUAGAAAGGUCUCUAAUAUUUUUCCCCUCUAUAGGGUUACCCAGCUUUUAGUUAAGGAACCAGAUAGACCUUACUGCUUAGCUAUAGUAUGGCAAGUUCUAUAGUCUAUUCCCCAAGAAGAACUGACUUAAUCUCUAGUUACUCAUAUAGCUGGUUUCAGCAUACAGGUGUUGUGCAUAAUGCUUUAUUUAUCUCAGAAAACUUGCAUAAAUGAUCUCCUUGAUGUAUGCAACAGCCCUGUGAACAUAGUAGGCACCUGUAUUAUCUCUACUGGGCAAAUAAGUAAAUUUUAACAUCCUGUUUUACAAGAAAUACUCCGAAACAAAAAUAUUAACUGCUUUUCAUUAUAUAUAAACAACAAUCUGAAAGUAUAAAAUUAAAAAUAUUAUUUUGUUAAUAUAACAUGUUAUCUUAUAUGUGGGGAUCCAGUAGAACAUCAUAGGUUUUAUAAUUAGCAGAAAAAGUCUUAUCCUUAAAAAAAUAUGAAAAUCUCUGCACUGCAAAGAAAUAUAUAACUAUUGAUCAAUAUUGGUAUGGGGCACCAUUAUGGUAGUAACAAAUUUAAAUCCAAAUUGUUAGAGUAAUAGCUCAUAUUUUCUCUUUGAUCUAUUGGAUGGCUCAUGGUUUAUUAUUUCUGUUAAGGAAAUACCAUUAUGAUGUGAAACUUGUCUCUUUGUUGUUGUAUUUUGUUUUCUCAUUUUGCCACUAAAGGUGGCAUCAUUCAUUAUAGCUAAAGGGUAUGGGACAAUUUGGGGCUUGUCUUUGGAUGGGGAAAAUGCAUCCUAUACAUCCACAAAUAGGGUUUUAGUGGAAGAGCCCGGAUGUGAACUUGGUUUCCUGACUUCCAUUCUCAUUUUCUUUGUGUUUGUUCAGCAUGGCCAGUAAACCCACAAUGUCACUCAGAUUUGUUGGUGGAGCACAGAUCUAAAGAAGUCCCUUUCUUCCUUUGGCAAGUCCCACAAAAUAAUCUGCUAAAAAGACUCUGAAUAUAGCAAUGCCUUUUCUUUUAUGUGAACCAAGUUUACCCAGAACUCUCAGCUAUUGGUUCUGGCCUUAACAUUCAGAAUAGAAUUUCUAGCAAAGGUCAGUCAUAGAACUCCAAGAACAUUCUAGAAUGAUGCAUUAUUAAAAUGUAAAACCUUAGAA
Messenger RNA from Myotis myotis, 3552 nucleotides. It is a transcript of the gene GXYLT2, whose product is annotated as glucoside xylosyltransferase 2. Gene Ontology annotation, biological process: protein O-linked glycosylation via N-acetylgalactosamine. The coding region runs from base 1 to 1170 and encodes 389 amino acids. The transcript has 8 exons. Gene Ontology annotation, molecular function: UDP-xylosyltransferase activity. The record is from RefSeq and is a predicted model, not a curated record. Lineage: Eukaryota; Metazoa; Chordata; Mammalia; Chiroptera; Vespertilionidae.